ACCCGCUGCUGCAGCCCCGCAGGACAGCGCUGCUAAGGAAGCUGGCGCCGGGGCUGACCCGCACAGCGCCGCACAGCCCGACCCCUCCACCAUGACACCCCAGGAACAGCAGCAGUAUUGGUACCAGCAACACCUACUUAGCUUGCAGCAGAGAGCAAAAGCCCAUGCACAGGGGCAGCAGCAACUGAGGAGCACAGGAACAGUGAAGGAUGCUCCUGAGCAGAAAGUAAAGCAAGAGGAAGGGAAAUCAAAUGCUACUAAUCAGCAGUCUGAAGCUCCUUCUCUUAAUGAGCCUGCAACACCAGCUCCCAAAGAAGAGGAUCCUCCUCUCUCAGCUGCAGAAUCAAAGCUGAAUAUUGAACCUCCUGAAGACUCUGAGGAAGACUUGAGGUUGCAGCAGUUGCAGGUGGCAGCAGCACAGUGGCAGCAGCAUCCACACCAUCGAGUUGGCUUUCAGUAUCAGAGAAUAAUGCAGAAGCAUGCACAGCUGCAACAGAUCCUACAGCAGUAUCAACAGAUCAUACAGCAGCCUCCCCACCUACAGACAAUGUCAGUGGAUAUGCAGCUGCAACAUUAUGAGACACAGCAGAAACAGUUCCAGCAACUGCAUAAAGAAUGGGAGCGUGAAUUCCAGCAAUGGCAGGAUCAGCUCCAGACCUAUCCUCACAAAGAUCAGCUUCAGGAAUAUGAGAAACAAUGGCAAACAUGGCAGGGACAGAUGAAAGCUACUCAAUCCCAUUUGCAGGAGAAAGUAAAUUCACUUCAGAACAUGAAGAAUCAGUACCCUGCAAGUGUUACAAUGCCACCUCCAUUUGUUUCAUACCCUCAAACAAGCAUUCCUGUUAUGCCUCCAACUUUGCCUCCCACAACACCUCCACAGGUUCCUCCACCCCUGUCUUCUGGUUCUCAAAUGCCAAAUUCAUCCAUUCCCCCAACAUCUAGUUCUCAGAGCACCCAGUCCACUGAGACACCAAGGCCAGCUCUACUUCCCACUCCUGUUUCAUUUGCACCUAAAGUAUCUGGCUUAGCUGCAGCUUCACCGUAUCAUUCUCAGAUAACUUCAUCUAUUGCCUCUUCGGACCAAGGAAACACUCAAGUUCACAUGGCUAAACAGUCUGGGCCAUUUGCCUCAGUUUCAUCUGAGCAAGGAUCUGGGGAAUUGAAAACCUCCACAGUAACUUCAACACUUACACCCACCACCUCCAUCACUACCUUCACUCAAGAUAAACCUCUGAGAUCAGGUGGAUUGCUUCCAGACCCUCCAAGAGGACCGUACUUUGAAGGACCAAGAGGUCCUAGGUUUGAUGGACCUCGAGGAAGAGGUUUUGAGAGAUUUGAAGGGCCAAGACAAAGAGGGCCUCGUUUUGAAGGCCAGCACUUGGAAGGUCCAAAACCAAGAUACGAAAAUCAAAAAUCAGAUGGACAGUCUUCAAGCAAAUGGGGGACUAUCCCACGUGGCCCAGCAUCACAGUUUUAUACUACCCCAACUACAUCACAGAUGCACAGUACCCGACCAAGUGGGCCCCAGUGCAGGGGUCCCAGGCCUUCUUUUGGACAACAGCAGCUACAAGCAGAGUCCCGGACUGAAAACAAAGAACCUUUUACUGAUGCUGCUGGAAAACAACAGAUGGCAAAUAGAACUCAGUCUACUCCAAUUCCCAUUGAUACAGAUGCAAAGAACUCUGGUCCAGUCCAGCCAAAUGAGGACUUGAAAAAAAUGCAACAGGAACCACCCAAAUCCGAAGUAAAAGAAGUCAUUUCAGAGCCUAAAAAGUGGACUUGGAGUUCUCAGGAUCCAGCACAGCGAGUAGAAGAGUCCAAACCAACCACUCAGCCUCCAUCCACACAAAGCCAAAAACCAGCAUCUGUUCCCAGUAGUUCUACAAUUUUGCAGUCUGCUGUUCCAUCAAGAACAGGAGAAACAACAAUAGUGACUCCAUCCCCUGUACCAGGAGAUAAAGACUUGAAUUGUGCAGAUAAUAAAUUGCCUGUUUCAGAUAGCACCCUGGGGCAAGAUCUGCCUGGACCAGAAAACAGAGUAAAAGGCCCAGUUAUGUCAGAAAGUAAUAGAGGCACCGGACCAGUAAGCAGGGGCAGGGGCCAGGGCAGAAUGGAUGAUGGCCGGGGCAGAGGUCAAGGCAGAAUGGAGGAAGGCCGCGGCAGGGGGAUGGGCAGAAUGGAGGAAGGCCGCGGCAGGGGGAUGGGCAGAAUGGAGGAGGGCCACGGCAGGGGGAUGGGCAGAAUGGAGGAGGGCCACGGCAGGGGGAUGGGCAGAAUGGAGGAAGGCCACGGCAGGGGGAUGGACAGAAUGGAGGAAGGCCACGGCAGGGGAUAUGGCAGAAUGGACGAUGGUCGUGGCAGGGGGAUGGGCAGAAUGGACGAUGGUCGUGGCAGGGGAUACAGCAGAAUGGACGAUGGCUGUGGCAGGGGGAUGGGCAGAAUGGACGAUGGUCAUGGCGGGGGGAUGGGCAGAAUGGAUGAUAGCUGUGGCAGGGGGAUGGGCAGAAUGGACGAUGGCCAGGGUAGAAUGGACUAUGGCCAUGGCAGGGGAUUGGGCAGAAUGGACAAUGUCCGUGGCAGAGGACAAGCAAACAGAGGCAUGGGACAGGCAACCAUCCGUGGCAGAGGCAUGGCCAUGGCAGCAGACAGCUGGGAUAAGUUGUCGGAUAGGUAUGCAGGCAGCCAGGAGGGGUUGUCAGACGAGCGUUCAGACAGCCGGGAGAGAUUGCCAGAUGGGCACUCGGGCAGCAGAGAGAGGGGAUUCAUAGGGAGGUCAGACAGCCAAGAGAGGGUGUUGUCUAGCCGAGAUAGAGAGCUAGCUGGUCGACCAGGCAACAAGGAUAGGGGGCAAGCAGCUAGCCGAGAGCAAGGUCCUGUCAGACAGGCAGGUAGCCAUGAGCGGGAGCUAGUCAGGCGAGCAGAUAGCCGUGAGCGGGGCCCUUUCAGACGGGAAGGAAGCCGGGAUGGAGGGCCCAUGAGAUGGGCAGGAGGUCGGGAUGGGGAACCUAUGAGGAGGGCAGGAAGCGGAGAUGGGGGACCUGUCAGGCAGACAGCUAGCCGGGAACGAGGCCUAGUUAGGCGGGCAGGUAGCUGGGAGAGGGAACCAGGCAGGUCUGAAAUGGGUGGUAUGGAUAAACGCCUGGGUGACAGCUCUGAGAAAUUUCCCCCAUACCAUCGAGAGGAGCCUCUCAGGGGUCCAUGGAGCCAUGAAGAAGAGAGAAUGCAAGAAGAACUACCAUUGGAUAGUAGAGAUGCUCCUCUAGACUGUGAACUAGUAGAUGAUUGGGAAAGAGAUCGAUAUUGGAGAGAGCAUGACACAAAUUUUCGGGAUGAUUCCUUGGACCCCUAUGAUAGAGAUGACAGGUUCUCACUCCAUCAUUCAAUGCCUCCGCUAUCACCUCUUCCUCCACUCCCUCCUUUGUCUUCUGAUUUUGACAGACGAGACCCUUGGUGGGAUGAUUGGGAAAGGCCAAGAGAGAGAGAGAUGGAUAGAGACCUGGACAGGAUUGGAAGAUCCAUGGAUAGUUAUGAUCGUGAGUUAGAUAGAGAAUGGGACGGAGAUUAUUUGAUGCCUCCAGAUGACAGAGAGAUACCAAGUCGUGAUCUGGAUAUUCCCCCUCUCCCACCCAUGCAGUCCUUUCCACCUUUGGACAGAUACCAUGAGGACCGGUGGAGGGAGGAGAGGGACAGAGAUUUAUAUGACAGGGACCGUCGAGACAGGGGGGAGUUGAGAAUCCGAGAAUACCCAGAGAGAGUUGACAGAUGGAGGGAGAAGCGAAACUACCUUCCUGAAAGGACUGAUUGGGAGAGAGAACGAUUGUCGGAGAGGUGGUAUGCUGAUGAAGAAGAAAGAAUGCAACCUUUGGAGGAUCAGCUAGAUUUACCCAUUCCACCAUCACGUUCCUCAGACAUGUUGGAAGCAGAUUCAACUAUGGACCCUGACCAAUCACUAGGGGGAGUAAUGGUCCUUAGUCAAAGACAACAUGAAAUAAUCCUGAAGGCUGCUCAGGAGCUGAAGAUGCUUCGGGAACAGAAAGAGCAGAUGCAGAAGUUGAAAGAGUUUGUACCUGAGCCUGAACUGCCAACACAUGAGACCUCUAGAUCACAGACCACAACUCCAAGGCCAGGUUCCUAUCAGGUCUCUUCUCAACAUCCAUCUGAGACAUCAUUAGAAUCUCAACCUAUCACAUCUCCUGCUGUUAUUAUAAAGCCACCAGUUCUGUUCAGGCAGCCCACUGCAGUGACCAGGCCUGCUUCCACAGUGACACGGUCAUCUGCCUCCGUAUCAAGGCCACUUUCUUCAUCUCCUACUCCAAUUGCAUCCUCAAGUCAGACUCCAGGUCUAAAACCAUCACUUGCUACUGUGGAACAGGAACGUUGGGAUGAGGAUUCUUUCCAUGGGCUCUGGGAUACCACUGAAGAUAAGGGAGCAAAUUUAGAGUAUGAAUUAUGUAAAUCGGACUCAGGGUUGCCACCACCUGCCUCAUCUUCUGUUCACCCUUCCCUUUUGUCAUCUGUAUCAACUUCACUUUCUUCGGUUAUGCCAUCAAUUUCUAAACCACCUCUAAUUCAGCAGACUGUGGACUAUGGCCAUGGCAGAGAUAUUACCACCAGUAAAGUAGAACAAAUUCCCUAUGGGGAAAGAAUAACUCUGCGACCAGAGCCUCUGCCUGAGAGACAGCCAUUUCCUAAAGAGCAUCCAGGCCAGCGUGACCGUUACAACAGAGAAAGAGAUCGUGAACCUUACUUUGAGCGUCAAGGCAAUUCCAGUAUAGAUCACCGAGAUUUCAAGAGGGAGCGGGAAGUGCACAGAGACCGUAGUUCUGGAGAUUAUGAUCGUGAGAGGUUUGAGAAAGAGCGCCACCCUCGAGAGGACAGGGUUCCUCCAACUGUACCUUCAAGGACGCAGUCUUACCGUGACAAGAAAGACCAUCCCUCCACAAGGCGAGGGAGCUUUGAAAGACCAUCAUAUGAAAGGAAACCAGAUCGCUCAACCUAUGAUCACGGGCCUUCCAUGUUUGGAGGUGAUCGAAGAAACUACCCUGAGGAGAGAAUGCCCAUUUCUGCUCCAUCAGUACCCCGCCAGCCUCCUCCUACUCCACGAGUGGAGAGGAAGCCAGAGUCUAAAAAUGUAGAUGAUAUUUUGAAGUUACCAGGACGGGACAGCAGGCCAGAGAGGAUUGUUAUCAUAAUGAGGGGAUUGCCUGGCAGUGGAAAGACACAUGUAGCAAAAUUAAUCAGGGAUAAGGAAGUAGACUGCGGAGGGCCUGCACCCAGAGUGCUCAGCCUGGAUGACUAUUUCAUCACUGAAGUGGAAAAAGAGGAGAGAGACCCAGAUACAGGGAAAAAAGUGAAGAAGAAGGUGAUGGAAUAUGAAUAUGAAGCUGACAUGGAAGAGACCUACCGCACGAGCAUGUUUAAAACCUUCAAAAAGACCUUGGAUGAUGGCUUCUUCCCAUUCAUUAUUCUUGAUGCCAUCAAUGACAGAGUGCGGCACUUUGAACAGUUCUGGAGUGCAGCAAAAACAAAGGGUUUUGAGGUAUAUCUAGCUGAAAUGAGUGCAGAUAACCAGACUUGUUCCAAGAGGAAUAUUCAUGGACGCAAGCUGAAGGAGAUCAAUAGGAUGUCUGAUCACUGGGAAACUGCACCACGUCACAUGAUGCGUUUGGAUAUUCGUUCUCUGUUACAAGAUGCUGCUAUUGAAGAGGUGGAAAUGGAAGAUUUUGAUGCAAAUAUUGAAGACCAGAAAGAAGAAAAUAAGAAAGAUGCUGCAGAGGAAGAGGAGAGUGAACUGGGUUACAUUCCGAAAAGCAAAUGGGAGAUGGACACUUCUGAGGCAAAACUAGACAAGCUGGAUGGUUUGCGGACUGGCGCUAAGAGGAAACGUGAUUGGGAAGCAAUUGCCAGCAGGAUGGAGGAUUAUCUUCAGCUUCCAGAUGAUUAUGACACCCGUGCUUCUGAACCUGGCAAAAAGAGGGUGCGUUGGGCAGACCUAGAAGAAAAGAAGGAUGCAGAUAGGAAGAGGGCCAUUGGAUUUGUGGUUGGACAAACAGAUUGGGAGAAGAUCACAGAUGAAAGUGGUCAUCUUGCUGAAAGAGCCCUCAACCGCACCAAAUAUAUUUGAGGCAGUUAUUAACUGGAUUUUUUGUACCUUUAAGGU
Molecule: messenger RNA, 6160 nt
Organism: Gavialis gangeticus (Gharial)
Lineage: Eukaryota; Metazoa; Chordata; Crocodylia; Gavialidae
Gene: YLPM1
Product: YLP motif containing 1
Exons: 20
Coding region: 92-6124 (2010 amino acids)
Biological process (GO): regulation of telomere maintenance
Cellular component (GO): nucleus
Source: RefSeq, a predicted model, not a curated record